Spodoptera littoralis (African cotton leafworm) is the source of this 1707-nucleotide messenger RNA. The record is from the annotation of a GenBank genome assembly. Lineage: Eukaryota; Metazoa; Arthropoda; Insecta; Lepidoptera; Noctuidae.
AUGGCUACAAGUGAUAGUGAGGACUUUGAGAGUGCAGAUGAAGGUCAUGGAAGUCCAGACAAGAAACAAAGAAAGAAACGCUUGUCCUCUUCAAAUUACAGCGACAACGCAUUAGAAACAGAACAAAAAGUUUCGAAUACUCCUAAAGAAUCUAGUAAUGUUAAACAUGUUGAGGAUAAAGUGAAAGAAACCGAUGGUUGGGAUGACUUUGAGAUUGAUGACAAUGAAGCCGAACCCGCACCUGUAAAGAGUAAUGCAGAGAAGCAGAAUAAAAUAGAAGAUAAGCCUAGCAAUGUAAAGGAGAGCAAAAAGUCGCAGGAUACUGGCUGGGAUGACUUUGAUGAUUGGGGAGAGGAUGAUACCUCGACCAAUGUACAAAAGCCAGAACCGAAGCCAGUUCAGGCUAAACCGCAGCCAGCUCAAAGCCAAAAACCAGAGCCUAACAUUCAGGAGGUGACAGACAGACUGGCUGCAGCGUCCACUGGUGGUGGUGGGUGGGGGUGGGGCUGGAGUGUGGACUCCUUGCUGAGCAGCGCCACUGCUGGUAUCAGUACUAUCACCAGUCAAGUUUCACAGGGCAUAUCAACAGUCUUAGAAACGGGAAUAGGUGCUCCUGACCCAGAAGAAUUAGCCAGAAGGUCAGUAAAGACCAAUGAGACCAAAACCGAUAGAUCUGCGCCUGCACCGGAAGCUGACAAAAGGCCUGAAACAGGAAGUGAACAGGAAGCCAGUGCUGGAGACGCUGCAUUCCCAUUCGGAAGUCUUUUAUCUGGUGUUACCAAGUUUGUUGAAACUACUGGUACAAAAGUAAUACACGGUGGCCUAGACACUUUAGAAACUAUAGGCAAGAAGACGAUGGAAGUUCUGCAAGAUGGUGAUCCUGGCCUGGCCAAGAAACGGGCCAUGCUUGGCCUGGGAGCUGGGGAUAAGCCAGUCCUUUCCCAGGUGCUGAGAGAGGCCAAGGCUAAAGCUGAGGAGGAAGAUAAAGUCAGAGAGGAGAAGAGAGAGGCCAAAGAGGUGCAUUAUGAAAACCUGUUUGAUGAUUUUGAAGGCCUAGUUCACUUAGAAGCGCUAGAGAUGUUGUCCAGACAAGUCAGUAUGCGCAUAGAGGAGCGGAUACGUAGUGUAGACCUAGAAAAGAGGCAGGACAUCAAGGAGACGCUGCAGCAAGUCGCUGAACUGUGUGAAAUGCCGGAAGAAGAUGAUGAUUACGAGGAAUCUCCAAGCGAAGAUCUGUCCAAGCCGGACGCCUUCCAUGAACGGCUCCAGACUGCUACACAGGACUUAGGACUCAAGCUGCAGUUCCAGGCACUGGUCAAGCAAUACACAGAAGUCCUAACCUACCUAUCAUCACCGGAGGCUGACUCAGUGAAGUCUGUGUACAAGCGAGGAGUGUCGAGCCUGGCACAAGGAACUGCUCUAUCAGUGGAACAGUACCAUAAGGCCGCUGAGAUGCUCCUCGUUAAGACUCGAAGAUCCACUGCUGAUGAGGCUGAUGCGUUGACACAAAUGACAGUGGUGCUUACAAAACACAUCAGUGAGCUGGCAACACUCUUCACUGAGAAGCUGAACGCACUACCAUCUGACAAUAAGGAACAAGUCAACACAUACAUCACCAAUAUAUUCCUUGAGGCCGGCAACAGUUCGACAUACAUACAGAAUGCGUUCCAGUUAGCGUUACCUAUACUACAAAUAGGUGCUGUGUAA